Messenger RNA from Drosophila subpulchrella, 994 nucleotides. RefSeq lists its product as uncharacterized. The record is from RefSeq and is a predicted model, not a curated record. The transcript is spliced from 2 exons. The coding region runs from base 44 to 817 and encodes 257 amino acids. NCBI's taxonomy places the organism in Eukaryota, Metazoa, Arthropoda, Insecta, Diptera, Drosophilidae.
AGCAAUCACAAAUCAGUUGUUAUUCUUCGUCGCUACAGCUAAGAUGAAAGCAAUUACUUCAAUAGUUUUGGGCUCAGUCCUUGUGUUGUCCUUGUUGAAAAAUGUAACCUAUGCAAUAGAACUUAAUCUCAACUUACCGGCAAUGCCCAAUUACCCAUCAAAUGGCACACUACAGUGUAGUCGAGGAUUUCACAUCGUGGUUAGAAAGGGUACUUUAUUUCAUAAUGGUAACAGGAACGAAAAAGCAUGGUAUUGGCCAAAGAUGGCGUGUGAUUUGGAACAAACAUGCGACUUUGAACUUGUACGAGACCAAUAUAAUUAUCUGAAUUUAGCCCGGACAGAAGCCAUUCAACUUACCAUUAAAUACGAUUGUAAACAAGAUGACUUUCAAGGAACUUUAAGAAGGAUUAUACAUUAUAGAAAAAACCAAAACUGUCCGAAUGACUCUUUUCUUCAGAAACACGUUGCUUAUUUUAACGAUAAUAAUAUCGCCUCUGAUACGCAAGCGGCAAAAAUGGACAGGGAAGUGAUUGCCAUGAGCGUCUGUGCUCAAGUCAGACGUUUUAGGGAACGCAACCCAGGAACGCCAAUCGACCCAUAUCUUGGCACAGUGUUUUUAAUACAUCAAAAAAGUAGGUUUAACCAAGAUUUCAAGCCAGAUCCACGUGAAAACAGUAAAUGUCAACUUACGAACGAGGCUCUUCGCCGUUCAUUUAAGUAUGACUGUCGGCGAGACGCCAAUAAAUGGACAUGUAAUAUGAGUAGCAAGGGAAGGGACGUGGCUAAGCAUGACAAAAAUAAUAGCCAUUUAGGCUAGGAAGCAAGGUUCGAACCAAAACCGUAACCGUAACCGUAACCGAAUUUCCCCCAGACUCCUUGAUUGAAAAGCGAACACAUCACGAAACACAACACAGUGUACUGCAGUUUUGAGAAAAUUUUAUAAAAAAAAUAAUUCAAUAUAACAUGUAUACAAAGAAAAUAACAAUUUUUAGCU